Molecule: messenger RNA, 126 nt
Organism: Pyricularia grisea
Lineage: Eukaryota; Fungi; Ascomycota; Sordariomycetes; Magnaporthales; Pyriculariaceae
Exons: 1
Coding region: 1-126 (41 amino acids)
Source: RefSeq, a predicted model, not a curated record
AUGGGGAAUACGGUCGGAACCAGCGCGCAUAUGGAUGGUCGGGAUUCUUCGGCCAGAGAUACUACACCUGCUCCUUUGGGGCAUGGGCAGAAGGACAAACGGCCGAAAGGAAGCCUCCAAAUCUGA